CACCGCACCUCUCAGGUGAACAUAACCCGGGUGUCUAUACAGGGUGUCCCAUACAAAGGAUGACUUACUACAGAAUGGAGUCCUGUUAUAACCUGGGACUGUUUGUUUUGGUGAUGCUGUUAAGUUGUGUACCUACUGCAGACGGACAAUCAGUCCGACUUUCGGGAGGAUAUUCCAAAAGUUCCGGUCGUGUGGAAGUGCUGUAUUCUGGACAGUGGGGGACAGUGUGUGACGAGUCCUGGGACAACGAUGACGCCGUAGUGGUCUGUCGCAUGCUUGGUUACAGCCGGGGAUCUGCAUACUCCUAUGCGGUGUUUGGCCAGGGUUCGGGACUGAUUUGGAUGUCAAAUGUUGAUUGCUCUGGGUCCGAAUCCAAUCUAGCUAAUUGUUCAUUUCCUGGCUGGGGUAUAUCGACAUGUAGUCACGCUAACGAUGCUGGAGUUGUUUGCUUCAAUGAUACAGAUCUCUCGGAGGUAGUCGUACGUCUAGUGGAGAGGGAAGGGUAUUAUAACAUUGUAUUACUGUAA
Messenger RNA from Pecten maximus, 527 nucleotides. Its product is annotated as galectin-3-binding protein-like. The coding region runs from base 60 to 527 and encodes 155 amino acids. Gene Ontology annotation, cellular component: membrane. Lineage: Eukaryota; Metazoa; Mollusca; Bivalvia; Pectinida; Pectinidae. The record is from RefSeq and is a predicted model, not a curated record. The transcript is spliced from 4 exons.